AUUUAAUGCAGAAAAAGCAUGGCAUUAAUGUUGUCUGAAAGUUCGUUAUUUUUAUCAGUAAUGCCUGUGAGGUACAACUUCUAACCACUUGCAUAAGAAUUAAUGCAUGCUCAACAUAUUUCAUUUUCAGGUAUGUCAGGACACAGCAACGAUACUACAGCAGUUGAUGAAUCUCAUCCAGCCGCAGAAGAGGUCCUGUCUGACUCUGAGGAGUUCGCAAUGGCUCAAGAGUCUCCUAAAAAUUCAGCAGCAGAAAUUCCUGUGACCAGUAAUGGAGAGUUUGAAGAUUCGCGUGAACGGAAUUUUAACAGGGAUUUGAAACGUUCGUUACCAGUUGGACUUGGUCUCUCGGAAACCCAAAUAACAUCUCAUGGCUUUGACAGCAACAAAGAGGGAAUCAUUGAAGCAGGGCCAUUUCAAGGUUCCUCAGCAUCACCCAUAUCAUCUAUUAUAUCUCCUAGCAAUGCAGCAGCUAGCAGACUGGCUGGACAGGGAAGUGAUUUAAUUAUUCCCACAGGUAGUGUGAGAAUGCAGCAGAAAAGUGGACCAGUUGUUCUAGCGGACGAAGUAAAGAAUCCAGCAAUGGAAAAAUUGGAACUUGUGAGAAAAUGGAGCCUAAAUACUUACAAGUGUACUCGUCAGAUCAUUUCUGAGAAACUGGGCCGAGGCUCAAGAACAGUAGACCUGGAACUGGAAGCCCAAAUAGACAUAUUGAGAGAUAACAAAAAAAAGUAUGAAAAUAUCUUAAGACUGGCGCAGACUUUGUCCACCCAACUCUACCAGAUGGUUAACACCCAAAGGCAACUUGGAGAUGCAUUUGCAGACCUUAGUUUGAAAUCAUUGGAACUCCAUGAGGAAUUUGGAUACAAUGCAGAUACUCAGAAACUUCUAGCUAAAAAUGGAGAGACGCUUCUUGGUGCUAUUAACUUUUUUAUUGCCAGUGUGAACACAUUGGUAAAUAAAACAAUUGAAGAUACGUUACUGACUGUGAAACAGUAUGAAAAUGCCAGGAUUGAAUAUGAUGCCUAUCGCACAGAUCUAGAAGAACUUAAUCUUGGUCCCCGUGAUGCUAACACUCUACCAAAGAUUGAACAGUCACAGCAGCAAUUCCAAAUGCAUAAAGAGAAAUAUGACAAAAUGCGCAAUGAUGUAUCUAUCAAAUUAAAAUUUUUGGAGGAAAAUAAGGUUAAAGUAUUGCACAAUCAACUCGUUCUGUUCCACAAUGCCAUUGCAGCAUACUUCUCUGGGAAUCAGAAGCAGCUUGAACAGACACUUAAACAGUUCCACAUCAAAUUGAAAACUCCUGGAGUAGAUGCUCCAUCCUGGCUUGAAGAACAGUAAUCAAACCAGAAAAGAGGAACAUUGUUUAAUCUAGAAUCUGUACAUCUGAUACUGAUUAAAAAAAAUUAAAGGGUUGGGGUAGAAGUACUGUGGCAGUGAUUCUUGCACAAACAGCUUUAAUUUUUUCCCUUUUGUAAUACUGUAACUGAAUAUAGUGGGAGGAUGGGUGGCUUUUAGGUACCCGAGCAUAAUUUCUGUCAUUUCAGAAUUUGAGUACUCCUUUUGUAUGUGACGGGUUGAUGGGUAUUUCUGUAGUUUAAAAAAUAUAUAGAUUUGCACUGAUAAGAUGUUUGUGGUUUCUGGUCAUUGUGGUGGCUAGUCAAAAUAUUUCUAAUGGGAGGUUUACAUGAUUUGUACCAACAUCUGAUAUUUUAUA
Pelodiscus sinensis (Chinese soft-shelled turtle) is the source of this 1717-nucleotide messenger RNA. The record is from RefSeq and is a predicted model, not a curated record. NCBI's taxonomy places the organism in Eukaryota, Metazoa, Chordata, Testudines, Trionychidae.